Bacillus rossius redtenbacheri is the source of this 1950-nucleotide messenger RNA. RefSeq lists its product as uncharacterized. The transcript is spliced from 5 exons. The record is from RefSeq and is a predicted model, not a curated record. NCBI's taxonomy places the organism in Eukaryota, Metazoa, Arthropoda, Insecta, Phasmatodea, Bacillidae. The coding region runs from base 1 to 1950 and encodes 649 amino acids.
AUGGCGGUGUUGCAGGACCCUCCAGGCUGGAGGACCUCCCAGGGGCUCAGAGAUAGCGGUGUUGCAGGACCCUCCAGGCUGGAGGACCUCCCAGGGGCUCAGAGACGGCGGUGUUGCAGGACCCUCCAGGCUGGAGGACCUCCCGGGAGCUCGGAGACGGCGGUGUUGCAGGACCCUCCAGGCUGGAGGACCUCCCAGGGGCUCAGAGAUAGCGGUGUUGCAGGACCCUCCAGGCUGGAGGACCUCCCAGGGGCUCAGAGACGGACCCUCCAGGCUGGAGGACCUCCCGGGAGCUCGGAGACGGCGGUGUUGCAGGACCCUCCAGGCUGGAGGACCUCCCAGGGGCUCAGAGAUAGCAGUGUUGCAGGACCCUCCAGGCUGGAGGACCUCCCGGGAGCUCGGAGACGGCGGUGUUGCAGGACCCUCAAGGCUGGAGGACCUCCCAGGAGCUCGGAAACGGCGGUGUUGCAGGACCCUUCAGACUGGAGGACCUCCUUGGGGCUUGGAGACGGCGGUGUUGCAGGACCCUCCAGGCUUGAGGACCUCCCAGGAGCUCAGACGGCGGUGUUGCAGGACCACCCAGGCUGGAGGACCUCCUAUGGACACAGAGAAGGUGUUGCAGGACCCUCCAGGCUGGAGGACCUCCCAGGGGCUCAGAGACAGUGGUAUUGCAGGACCCUCCAGGAUGGAAGGACCUCCCAUGGGCACAGAGAAGGCGGUUUUGCAGGACCCUCCAGGCUGGGAGGACCUCCCAUGGGCACACAGAAGGCGGAGUUGCAGGACCCUCCAGGCUGGAGGACCUCCCAGGAGCUCAGAGACAGUGGACCCUCCAGGCUGGAGGACCUCCCAGGAGCUCAGAUACGGCGGUGUUGCAGGACCCUCCAGGCUGGAAGGACCUCCCAGAGCUUGGAGACGGCGGUGUUGCAGGACCCUCCAGGCUGGAGGACCUCCCAGGAGCACAGAGACGGCGGUUUUGUAGGACCCUCCAGGAUGGAAGGACCUCCCAUGGGCACAGAGAAGGCGGUUUUGCAGGACCCUCCAGGCUGGAGGACCUCCCAGGAGCUCAGAGACGGCGGUGUUGCAGGACCCUCCAGGCUGGAAGGACCUCCCAUGGGCACAGAGACGGCGGUGUUGCAGGACCCUCCAGGCUGGAGGACCUCCUAUGGACACAGAGAAGAAGGACCCUCCAGGCUGGAAGGACCAACCAUGGGCACAGUGAAGGCGGUGUUGCAGGACCCUCCAGGCUGGAGGACCUCCCAGGGGCUCAGAGAUGGUGGUGUUGCAGGACCCUCCAGGCUGGAGGACCUCCCAGGAGCUCAGAGACCCUCCAGGCUGGAGGACCUCCCAGGAGCUCAGAGUCGGUGGUGUCGCAAGACCCUCCAGGCUGGAAGGACCUCCCAUGGGCACAGAGACGGCGGUGUUGCAGGACCCUCCAGGCUGGAGGACCUCCCAGGAGCUCAGAGUCGGUGGUGUCGCAAGACCCUCCAGGCUGGAGGACCUCCCAGGAGCUCAGAGUCGGUGGUGUCGCAAGACCCUCCAGGCUGGAGGACCUCCCAGGAGCUCAGAGUCGGUGGUGUCGCAAGACCCUCCAGGCUGGAAGGACCUCCCAUCGGCACAGGGAAGGCGGUGUUGCAGGACCCUCCAGGAUGGAGGACCUCCCAGGAGCUCAGAGUCGGUGGUGUCGCAAGACCCUCCAGGCUGGAAGGACCUCCCAUGGGCACAGGGAAGGCGGUGUUGCAGGACCCUCCAGGCUGGAGGAUAUCCCAGGAGCUCAGAGACGGCGGUGUUGCAGGACCCUCCAGGAUGGAAGGACCUCCCAUGGGCACAGAGAAGGCGGUGUUGCAGGACCCUCCAGGCUUGAGGACCUCCCAGGGGCUCAGAGACGGUGGUGUUGCAGGACCCACUAGGCUGGAAGGACCUCCCAGGGGCUCGGAUACGGUGGUGUUUUAG